This is a messenger RNA of Cryphonectria parasitica EP155, 477 nucleotides long. RefSeq lists its product as uncharacterized. The annotation marks the transcript as partial. Gene Ontology annotation, biological process: quinate catabolic process. The record is from RefSeq and is a predicted model, not a curated record. Lineage: Eukaryota; Fungi; Ascomycota; Sordariomycetes; Diaporthales; Cryphonectriaceae. The transcript has a single exon. Gene Ontology annotation, molecular function: 3-dehydroquinate dehydratase activity.
AUGUCCCGCCACAUCCUCCUCAUCAACGGCCCCAACCUCAACCUCCUAGGCAAGAGGGAACCCCACAUCUACGGCCACACCUCCCUAGCCGACGUGGAAUCCCAGGCCCAAGCCCAGGCCGCCUCGCUGGGCGCCACCCUCGAGGCCUUCCAGUCCAACCACGAGGGCGCCAUCGUAGACCGCAUCCAGCAGGCCGCGGCGUGGUGGACGCCGCCAGAGGGCCACAGGCAGACCCCUCCCGUCUCGGCCAUCAUCAUCAACCCUGGCGCCUACACCCACACCAGCGUCGCCAUACGAGACGCGCUGUCGGGCGUGGACAUCCCGUUUGUGGAGGUGCACAUCUCCAAUGUCCACGCGCGGGAGGAGUUUCGCCGGCAUAGUUACCUGAGCGACAAGGCGGUGGCGGUGAUUGCUGGGCUUGGUGUGUUUGGGUAUCAGGCUGCGCUGGAGUUUGUGGCCAAGCAUCUGAAGUUGAAG